AUGGUGCAGAAGUCUCGAAACGGUGGCGUGUUCCCCGGAGCGCAGGCCGACCAGAAGAAGCUGAAAGUCGGCUUCGUGGGUCUGGAGGCCGGGGGGACCGACUCCAGCAGGGACGGAGCGCUGCUCAUCGCAGCCGAAGAAGGACCUCGGCGUCAGCGCAGCAGCGUGUCGGGGGGCAAGAAAGCUCCCAAGAGGAACGCCCUCUACAGGCGGUUGCAGAAUUUCCUCUACAACGUUCUGGAGAGGCCCAGGGGGUGGGCCUUCAUAUACCACGCUUACGUGUUUCUGCUGGUCUUCUCCUGCCUGGUCUUGUCUGUCUUCUCCACCAUUCGAGAGUACGAGAAGAGCUCAGAGGAUGCGCUCUACAUUCUGGAGGUGGUGACCAUUGUGGUGUUUGGCGUGGAGUACACAGUGCGCAUCUGGGCGGCAGGCUGCUGUUGCCGAUAUCGAGGGUGGCGAGGCAGACUCAAAUUUGCCAGGAAGCCCUUUUGCAUCAUCGACAUCAUGGUGCUGAUCGCGUCUAUCUCGGUGCUGGCGGCGGGCACGCAGGGAAACGUGUUUGCCACCUCGGCCAUCCGCUCACUGCGCUUCCUUCAGAUUCUGCGCAUGAUCCGCAUGGACCGCCGCGGGGGCACCUGGAAGCUCUUGGGAUCGGUCGUCUACGCCCACAGCAAGGAGCUGAUCACAGCCUGGUACAUCGGCUUCCUGUGUCUGAUCCUGGCCAGCUUCCUGGUUUAUUUGGCUGAGAAAGAAGACAACGAACAAUUUGAGACGUACGCCGACGCCCUCUGGUGGGGACUGAUCACGCUGACCACCAUUGGCUAUGGCGACAAGUUCCCCAUCACCUGGAACGGUCGCCUGCUGGCGGCCACGUUCACUCUGAUCGGCGUAUCCUUCUUUGCUCUGCCAGCUGGCAUCUUGGGUUCUGGCUUUGCUCUCAAGGUCCAAGAGCAGCACAGACAAAAACAUUUCGAGAAAAGACGAAACCCAGCAGCUGGACUCAUCCAGGCUGCAUGGAGGGUUUACGCCACAAAUCUGAGUCGAUCCGAUCUGACAUCCACGUGGGACUACUAUGAGAGGACCGUGUCUGUCCCCAUGUACAGGUUAAUUCCGCCCCUCAACCAGUUGGACUUGCUGAGGAAUCUCAAAAACAAGUCAGGACUGUCAUUCAGGAAGGACGUGCAACCAGAACCUUCUCCCAGUCAGAAGGUGAGUCUAAAGGAGAGAGUCUUCUCAUCUCCACGCAGUUCAGGAACCAAAGGAAAAGGUUCCCCUCAACAUGUGGUCCCGGUGGUUGGUCCAGGUGUGGCUCCUGGAGUUCCUGGUGUCCCCGGGGGUGUUCAGGCCCUGCGCCGCUCUCCCAGCAUAGAUCCGUGUCUAGAAGACAGUCCCAGUAAGGUUCCUAAGAGCUGGAGCUUUGGUGAACGCAACAGAACCAGGCAGGCCUUCAGGAUCCGAGGAGCUGCAUCUCGCCAGAACUCUGAAGUGCUCAUAGAGAUGCAGGAUGAAGAGUUCAGACAGAAGAGCUCGCCAGACGCUAGCCUGCCAGGAGAAGACUUGGCCGAUGACAACAAGAGCUGCCACUGUGAGUUUGUCCCGCAAGAUUUGACACCCGGCAUCAAGGUCACCAUCCGAGCCAUCUGUAUCAUGCGCUUCAUGGUGUCCAAGAGAAAGUUUAAGGAGAGUCUUCGUCCCUAUGAUGUCAUGGAUGUGAUUGAACAGUAUUCAGCAGGACACCUGGACAUGCUUGCACGCAUCAAGAACCUUCAGUCCAGGGUGGACCAGAUUGUGGGCAGGGGGACACCAAUUGCAGACAAGGACCGACCAAAAGCUGCUGGGGAGGAACUCCCCGAGGACCCCAGCAUGAUGGGACGCUUGGGGAAAGUGGAGAAGCAGGUCCUGUCUAUGGAGAGAAAGUUGGACUUCCUUGUUAAUAUCUACAUCCAGCGAAUGGGAAUCUCACAGACUGAGACGGACGCCUACUUUGGAUCCAAGGAACCAGACCCUGCGCCACCUUACCACAGUCCAGUGGACCAGCUGGAGAAAAGCCAGUCUAUACAAAAGAUCCCUCAAGUGUUGCCUGGAGACAAUGUGGAUAAGAGUCAUUUUGGGACCAAGAUGGUCAGGUCCAGUAGUUCGACUGCUCCCCGGAACCACAAUGCCACCACCUGCCCCCCCUCCACUUCCUGGCAGCCAAUCAGUUCCCAGUUCCAUCAACAGGCCCCACCUCUCCCCCAGCGUAGCCACGGGAACACCCCAAGUCCGGUGGGGGAUGGGUCGCUGGUUCGACUUCCACCGCCGCCAGCCGGAGAACGACACACCGGGAAUCGGGCCAACCGCCAUAGUACCGGAGAGAAAGGGGGGGCUGAGAAAGCGGAGAGAGGGGCUGCGGAAGGAGGGGGUGCAGGGGAAGAGGAGGAGGUCAAGCCCGACAGCGACCGCUCCUUGUCCAUCCCCUCUGUGGACCAUGACGAACUGGAGCACUCCUUCAGCGGGUUCUCCAUCUCACAGUCCAGAGAGAACCUGGACUUCCUCAGCAACAGUUUCUACUCAUCCGCCAACCUGGCGUCUAACCUCGGGGGACCAGCAGGGGCCUCCUGCUGCCCUACCAUGAGACCCUACAUUGCAGAAGCCGAGUCAGACUCAGACUCGGAGCUCUGCGCACCCUCGCCGCAUUCAGACCGUGCCUGGACCGGAACCAAGUAGAGUCCAGUGGAAACCAGGUAGAACCAGCAGAACUCCAAAAUAAAUACAUGAAUAAGUAAUAAUCAGAGAAAUGUGAAAA
Molecule: messenger RNA, 2785 nt
Organism: Hippocampus comes (tiger tail seahorse)
Lineage: Eukaryota; Metazoa; Chordata; Actinopteri; Syngnathiformes; Syngnathidae
Gene: kcnq2b
Product: potassium voltage-gated channel, KQT-like subfamily, member 2b
Exons: 19
Coding region: 1-2706 (901 amino acids)
Biological process (GO): potassium ion transmembrane transport
Cellular component (GO): voltage-gated potassium channel complex; membrane
Molecular function (GO): voltage-gated potassium channel activity
Source: RefSeq, a predicted model, not a curated record